GGCGCAUGCGCGGCGGCGGCCGGAGCCGGAGCCGGGGCGGCGGCGGCCAUGUCGGGGCGCGGGAAGCUGCUGGCGGUGCUGGGCGACGAGGACACGGUGACCGGGUUCCUGCUGGGCGGCGUGGGCGAGCUCGACAAGCAGCGGCGGCCCAACUUCCUCGUGGUGGAGAAGGAGACCAGCCUGGCCGAGAUCGAGGAGACCUUCCGGAGCUUCCUGAGCCGGGACGACAUCGGGAUCAUCCUGAUCAACCAGUACAUCGCGGAGCUGAUCCGGCACGCCAUCGACGCGCACGCGCGCUCCGUGCCCGCCGUGCUGGAGAUCCCCUCCAAGGAGCACCCCUACGACGCCAGCAAGGACUCCAUCCUGCGCCGCGCCCGCGGCAUGUUCACCGCCGACGACCUCCGCUAGCCCCCCGGCCCGCGCCCCCCAUUAAAGGCCGGGUGCCCCCCCGA
This is a messenger RNA of Rhea pennata, 452 nucleotides long. RefSeq names its product ATPase H+ transporting V1 subunit F (gene ATP6V1F). The transcript is spliced from 2 exons. Gene Ontology annotation, cellular component: membrane; proton-transporting V-type ATPase, V1 domain. NCBI's taxonomy places the organism in Eukaryota, Metazoa, Chordata, Aves, Rheiformes, Rheidae. The coding region runs from base 49 to 408 and encodes 119 amino acids. Gene Ontology annotation, molecular function: proton-transporting ATPase activity, rotational mechanism. Gene Ontology annotation, biological process: proton transmembrane transport. The record is from RefSeq and is a predicted model, not a curated record.